This is a messenger RNA of Monosiga brevicollis MX1, 484 nucleotides long. RefSeq lists its product as uncharacterized. NCBI's taxonomy places the organism in Eukaryota, Choanoflagellata, Craspedida, Salpingoecidae. Gene Ontology annotation, molecular function: RNA binding; structural constituent of ribosome. The record is from RefSeq and is a predicted model, not a curated record. The transcript is spliced from 4 exons. Gene Ontology annotation, cellular component: cytosolic large ribosomal subunit; ribosome. The coding region runs from base 1 to 456 and encodes 151 amino acids. Gene Ontology annotation, biological process: ribosomal large subunit biogenesis; translation.
AUGUACGUCGUUCUGCUCUCUCUCGUUCUUUGCGCAUGUGUUCUCGAUGUUUCGGUUUUCCGACGCUUCGUUGAGGUUGGCCGCGUUGUCCUCAUCAACGCUGGCCCCGAUGCCGGCAAGCUUGCCGUUAUCGUCGACUGCAUCGAUGAGGCCAAGGUCCUCAUUGACGGCCCUUGCAGCGGUGUGGCUCGCCAGCCCAUCUCUUACCGCUACAUCUCGCUGACCGACUUCAAGAUUGACAUCGUCUUUGGCAUGCGCUCCAAGAACGUUGCCAAGGCUUACACUGAUGCCGGUAUCAACGAGAAGUGGGAGCAGAGCGCCUGGGCCAAGAAGCUGGCUCUGCGCAAGAAGCGUGCGUCUCUGACCGACUUUGAGCGCUUUGUCGUCAAGGUCAACAAGCAGAAGCGCAACCUGGCCAUCAAGGCUGAGUACAACAAGCUCAAGAAGUCUGCGUAAACAUGAAAUCGAGAGCCUUACUUCUCUA